GACAGAAGGAAAACUUUAAAAGGUUUUGUUACAUAGUUUUCAAAAUGGAUAUUAAAACAUUCUGCAACAAAUUACCGAAAAUUGAAUUACAUGCUCAUUUAAAUGGCUCUCUUUCGGAAAGUACAUUGAAAAAAUUAUAUGAAUUAGCCAAUUUACCGAUGGAUGCAUUUGGUCUCAUAUUUCAACCUAAUCCGAAUAGAAAUCUUCAAGAAUGGUUUUUUAUGUUUGAUUUAGUUUACAAAGCAACAAAUUCUCCAUUAGCUAUGACAAUUGCCACAAAAGAAGUAAUUGAAGAUUUCGCCAAAGAUAACGUAAUUUACCUUGAAUUACGAACAACUCCACGUUCAAUUCCGAAUAAAAUGACAAAAAAAGAAUAUUUAGAUGCAAUUAUCACUGGUGUUAAUGAAGCAGUAUCAUUAUAUCCCAUUAUUGUUAAAUUAAUUAUCUCAAUCAAUCGAAGCAAGAAAGAUGAAGAUGAAAUUUUUGAUUUAGCUAUGGAAUAUCACAAAAAGUAUCCAAAUUUAAUUGUUGGUAUUGAUAUUGGUGGAAAUCCAAUUUCAUCGGACUGGAAACCUGAAUUAUUGAAAAAAGCUCGAGAGUAUGGAUUUCGAAUCGUUAUACAUACUGCAGAAGUUCCUAGGGAAACAGAAACAAUGGAAAUUUUGAAAUUUAAGCCCGACAGAAUUGGGCAUGGAACUUGUAUACAUCCUAGAUUGGAUGGUAGUGAUACAACUUGGAAAUUAUUGUGUGAAAGUCAAAUACCAGUUGAAUGUUGUUUAACAUCGAAUGUGUGUUGCCAAGUAUACGAUGGUUAUGCGAAUAGCCAUCUUAAAGAAUUAAUUGCAGAUAAUUUACCUUUUACAUUAGGCACUGACGAUAAAGGUAUUUUUCUAACAAAUUUAUCUGAAGAGUAUGAACAUGCAGCUGAAACAUUUAAUUUGAAUAAAACAAAAUUAUGGAAAAUAAGUAAUAAUUCAGUUGAUUAUUCAUUUGCAACAGAAAAGGAAAAAGACGAUUUACAUCGAAUAUUACGAAAAUGGAAAGAAGAAAAUCUAUUUGAUUAA
Messenger RNA from Chrysoperla carnea, 1064 nucleotides. RefSeq names its product adenosine deaminase-like protein (gene Ada). The record is from RefSeq and is a predicted model, not a curated record. The coding region runs from base 45 to 1064 and encodes 339 amino acids. NCBI's taxonomy places the organism in Eukaryota, Metazoa, Arthropoda, Insecta, Neuroptera, Chrysopidae. The transcript has 5 exons. Gene Ontology annotation, biological process: inosine biosynthetic process; adenosine catabolic process. Gene Ontology annotation, molecular function: adenosine deaminase activity.